Adineta steineri is the source of this 822-nucleotide messenger RNA. NCBI's taxonomy places the organism in Eukaryota, Metazoa, Rotifera, Eurotatoria, Adinetida, Adinetidae. The record is from the annotation of a GenBank genome assembly.
AUGAACAAAACAAUUACGUCACCUUCGCAAGAUCAAUAUGAAGAAUUACAGGAACGAUAUCCAGACACAUUACAAUGUUUUUGCACUGAAAUAUCGAUUCCCUACGGAGAAUUGAUUGAAAUCACACCUAUUUAUCAUCAAGUGUGCACAAGUGACUUUGUUCAGUCAUGGUGGUAUCAAAAUCUUAUUGUUAAAGAUGACGGUGAGGCUUCGUUACAAAUAAUACCGUUUAGUUUGUAUUAUCCUUUGAUUCCUAAUGGAACAUGUUCCUGUGCUCGAAACCCUGGAUGCACUACGGUAGCGGUUAGUGGUGAUCUUGAAUCAAUUAAUGGUUCUGGAUUAAUUGAACUUGAAGGAGUGCAUAUGGGCUGUUUUAUGACCGAUGCUGUGUCUCAAUCGUCACUUGUUUGCUGGUAUAAUGAUAGCUGCAUGGAACAAUUACAAACGGAAUUUGUCAGCGCUGGUGUCACCAUUUUCAAUAAUGCCACUAAACUCAAUUCUUCAUUGAGUAGCAAUUUUCCACCUGAUACUCUAGUGCAAACUAUAAUCGAAAAUGUUAUGGCUGAUCAAUGGCAAUCCUCAGCGUCUUAUGCGAACUUUUAUCAGAAGUGUCGUCCUGCUCUUUGCUCAUAUACUUAUGAAGAAAGGAGUAGUGCAAUAUUUAUUAUUACUAAAAUUAUUGGUCUCUUUGGCGGCCUCAAUAUUGCUCUUCGAUUGAUCAGUCGGUUUGCUGCUAAGAUCUUUUUCAAGUUUAUUCACAAGCGUACUACACAGGAACCACCUUUGGCAUUUAUUGGUCAAGAAGCGAUCGAACGUAAGUAA